This is a messenger RNA of Trichosporon asahii var. asahii CBS 2479, 3144 nucleotides long. RefSeq names its product cell cycle arrest in response to pheromone-related protein. NCBI's taxonomy places the organism in Eukaryota, Fungi, Basidiomycota, Tremellomycetes, Trichosporonales, Trichosporonaceae. The transcript has 7 exons. Gene Ontology annotation, biological process: cytoskeleton organization. Bases 1 to 3144 code for a protein of 1047 amino acids. Gene Ontology annotation, cellular component: cytosol. The record is from RefSeq and is a predicted model, not a curated record.
AUGGCGGCGAACAAUCAGCAGCAGGAGCCCUCCUCGGGGAGCUUCAAUGCUGCGCCCCCGUUCGAUACGAGUCGCUUCGCGCUGCUGCAGCGUCACCGUUCUGGUGGCCAGGGCUCGAUCGGCCGCGCUGUUGACGGCGGUCCCCGCGACGAAGCCGACGCCGGCCCACCCACCGGCGGACAAGAUGGUGUCUCCCUCGGCCAGAUCAAGAAUGCUCAGAUGGCGGCCAAGCAGAAGCGAUUCGACUUCCGAUAUGACGACACCGACACAACCAUGAAUGAGCUCGACGAGUUCUACCCCUACAUUGAGAUGAGCCAGGUUGCGCAGAUGCACACACGCUUUGAGGGCUCGUUUGACGGAGAAUGGACGUCGGCCUCCGCUACCAAGCGUCGGGCGUACAUUGAGACGCAGCUCGAGUACCUCGAAUCACCGGUUAGCGACACGCGACGAGCAGCUCAAGGACGCCUGCUUUACCUUCUGCAAGGUGAGCUUGAGUUGAACUGCGGAAGAGCUGACCCCAGGUUGCUUCGCGGAGACAACUUCCCCGAUGUGAUGGAGAAGCCGGGAAGCGGCGGUGCCCCAGCCCCGGGUACCCGCGAACGUGCUGGGUCCACGAACCUAGUCUCGGUCGACCCAUACGACGUCAACAGUGCUGAGCUCAUGGACGUCCUCGCGAUGCUCUACUUUAUUGUCGAGGUAUUCCGCUCUGACGAGACGUUUGGCGAUGAACUCAUGGCGAUGGACCCGCCGCUGCCCCUAAUGCUGGUCGGCAUGGUUGCGGGUUUGAAGGACAAGAAGGUCCCGAAGGGUUACCCUGUCAAGAAGGUGUUACUCUUGCUCUGGAAAACUCUUCUCGCCUGUCUGGGAGGGAUGAAUGAGGCUGCCAAGACGAAGGCGCUCUCGCGAGAGCUGGAGGGUUUGGGUCCUGAGAAGAAGGGUGAGUUGAAUGUUUCCGCGGUCCCCUUCGCUAAUAUCAGACUUCACCCGCGCUACGCCAAUGGACGUUGCGACCUGGCGACGAGACACCUCGACCAAGUACCCGACCUUUGCUCCUCCGCCGUCAGUACCAUCAGGCGUCCCAACGUCCACCGAGUCGUUGGCAGAGAGCGUUCGGCCGCUGCCGAAUCGACCGAAUUACCACUCAACCGAGAUCCCGGAGAGCUCAUCUGCGCCCUUCAGCGGCAUGCCGCAGCCUGGUAUUCCUGCUCCCACGCCACCGCAGACACCGCAGCAACGCCCGAAGAAGCUGCAGUUCCAAACGGAUCCGACACUCUGGUUCCGUAUGCGAUCGCUGAGGCGGACAAGCUGUACAACUCGCACUUGUUCGUUUCGCUUGGUUUGUAUCAACUGUGGAAGGCGAGGGAAGACUGCAUGCGGGAAGAGCGCGGACUCGGCGCCUCUGGUCUGAUCGGGUUCUCGAGCCUCAGGAUAGACGACGAGGAUGAUGAGGCCGCUGAGCAAGCCAUGCGACGCGAUUGGAAGUACGAGGAGGAAGAGAUGAAGGCUCAGGAGAAGGGAGAUACGGCUGGAGUCAAGCUCGCACAAGAGAAGCGAGCUGCUUCUCGUCGCCUGUACCGCGUUGAGGUCAUCUACAACGCUGUCAUCGUCCUGCUGAAGCUGCUCCUGGCUACGGUGACGGGAACAGGAGCGCAGGGAAGCCAGUUAAGCACAGGUGGCAUGGCUCCGCCACUCGGCUCUCCAACACAAGACAUGCCGCCUCAGCAGGAGGCGCUGCCGCCUCCGACGAAGGAGGAGAUCGACAUUGCUCGUCACCGUGAGAUCACAUCCAAGGCUGUCUCGGCGAUCAUUCUGCUGCUCCUCAAGUGGUUCAAGGCCUCUCACAUCCUCAAAUUCCAUCACUUGACGCAACUGCUGCUUGACUCGAACUGCCUUGUGCUCGUGCUCAAGAUCUUUGGUCUACAGGAGCUCUCGCAGAUGGUGCAGACGAAGAACGAGAUGCCUGAGUGCAGCUUCUUCCAGUACCUACAUCUGAACGCCUCCAAGGCAGCACGGGAGAAGACUGCCGAGCCUGAGCCGCCCGUCGAGAACUCGGUCAAGGUGACGGAGGAGAACGGCGAGGAGGUCGAGGUUAUCACCGACUACUCGUGGCGCAACUUCUUUGCCGCGAUCAAUCUCGUCAAGAUUCUGCAGAAAAUCACAAAGCACCGUGUUCACCGCAUCCUGCUCAUGUGCCAGUAUAAGAGCUCUGCGAUCUUGAAGCGCGUCCUGCGCGUGAACCACCCCAUGCUUCAGCUGCAGGUACUCAAGCUCGUAAAGAGCCAGAUGCCAUACUUUGGCCGCAAGUGGAGAUCGAUCGGUGUCGAAGCAGACCUCGAGGCGGAAGACCAGCUCGUCGGCAUUCCACAGGAGCACGCGCUUCGCUCUCUUAUUUCGUUCUACAACAAGCAGAACUACGCCGCACACAUGGCGCCCUCCAUGCCAGACGAGUCCUACCGGCGGAUGGAAAGUGGUGGCUUCCUUGACCACGCCCCGCUCAGUCCAAACCGGCGGCGGUCGCGGCUCGACUCGCUCGCGAGUACCGAGGAGCUCUUCGAUGCCAGAGGUGACCCGCAUCUGCCUUACAACCCUGACGGCAUGAUCGAAUUCUGGAUGCACGAGUACGAGGACAUCCUGCGAGAUGUGUUCGGCGACGGUACGCGCGACGAGUGGGCCGACACAGGCAGCCCUGCCAGCCCUGCCGCGCCCGGUCCAGCCGAGGGCCGAAAUGACGCAGCGUGGAUCCGUCUCGGAGAAUUAAUGCGUGCCCGUGGUGCGCCAGAGGACGACACGAUCUCGGACAGCGAGAGUGUUGUCUCGGUCGGCGAGCUGGGUGACGAUGCCCGCCUCGAGGCGGAGGCUGAGGGCCGCACCAUGUUUGCAGCGAUGCAGGAGCGCAAGCGGCGCACGUCGCAGGGCGACGAGAAUACCUGGGAGCUGCUCCCGCGCAGGCCCUCGGAUCGCCGGCGCAGCUCCAGCGGUGGUUCGCCCCUCCGCCCCGUCAUGGGCCUCGGGCCUGUGGAGGACCUCGACGUGUUCGAGGACGAGGAGCUCCCCGGCCCCAUGCCCAUCACGGAGGGCACGCCGGACGAGAUCGAGCGCGACUUUGGUGCCGUCGACGAGGUCGAGUACUUCUACAACGCGUAG